AUGCUCGGCCCCAUAGGGCAUCUACCCCGCCUUGUACGACUCACCCUUCUGGCAACGGCACUGGUUGUCCUUCCCACUCUCUACUUUCUGUAUCCAUCCCCCGAACGGCUUCCCUCACCCGGAGAAUGGCAAGCAGGAGGUAUAGAUAGUGAUCACUGGAGAAGUCCUGUCAAGCCGGCUUUCGGCGAGUACGAGCUUGAAGAAGGACGAGGGUGGGAUGACCAAAGUGGCGUUGGAGGCUCAAGAGGUUGGGGGCAAGGCAAGAAGAAGGCCCCAGAGAUAGGCCAGGACGUGAUUCAUGGAGGGGUCAUAAUGCCGAAACUGGGCAAUGCCACUGCGAAGGCUGAGCUAGGAAGAUCUGCUUGGAGGGUGCUGCAUCUCAUGACCCUGAGAUAUCCUGAGGAACCGACAGAAGAUGACCGUCUAGCACUCAAGUCUUAUUUCCACCUCUUCUCUAGACUGUACCCAUGCGGAGAAUGUGCUCAAGAAUUCCAAAAACUGUUAAAGGAGUUUCCCCCGCAGACAUCCUCGAGAAAAUCCGCCAGUCUUUGGUUAUGUCACGUCCACAAUCAAGUCAAUGCUCGAUUAGGAAAGCUCGAGUUUGACUGUCUGACUCUUGAUGCCACCUACGACUGUGGCUGCGGGGACGAAGGUAACUCGACCUCCACAUCUGGACUUGUCCCCGAUAGUGACAGGAAUGUGGUCAAGGCCAUGACCGCAGCAGUCAAUGACCCCGAAAUUCUUGACGACGGUGGCCAAGCUCUGCAAGGGGAGUUUGAGCUUGCUGCGUCCGCCGAAGGGGUCGGCCUCUCAGCUGAUCAGGUGGAUGAGUCAAAUGUACUGGACAAGGAAAGCGAAGAGCUGAACCGCCAGGACCAAGUCGGGGAACUCGAGUGGAGGAAGAGUCAGAAUCUCAAGCAGAUCGAAUGGGAUCAGGAGAAAGCAGAGCAUGGCGUCGAUUAG
This is a messenger RNA of Cryptococcus amylolentus CBS 6039, 963 nucleotides long. RefSeq lists its product as hypothetical. Bases 1 to 963 code for a protein of 320 amino acids. The record is from RefSeq and is a predicted model, not a curated record. The transcript has 4 exons. Gene Ontology annotation, molecular function: flavin-dependent sulfhydryl oxidase activity; flavin adenine dinucleotide binding. NCBI's taxonomy places the organism in Eukaryota, Fungi, Basidiomycota, Tremellomycetes, Tremellales, Cryptococcaceae. Gene Ontology annotation, cellular component: mitochondrion.